This is a messenger RNA of Drosophila navojoa, 1273 nucleotides long. RefSeq lists its product as uncharacterized. Lineage: Eukaryota; Metazoa; Arthropoda; Insecta; Diptera; Drosophilidae. The record is from RefSeq and is a predicted model, not a curated record.
GCCGCUAUCUAAAAUAAUAAUAUUAAUACUAAUUAGGAAUAUCAUCGACCAAUGGCGCAAAUCGUAUCAAAUGGUGCAGCGAACAAUAAUGGCAGCGCUGAGGAGACUGAACCCUAUCCCAUUAGCGAUGAUGAGCUGGACGACCUGGACGACGAUUGCCUGCUGGAGGAGACGGAGCUGUCGGGCAGCACGAAUAGCAUAGGACGCGGUCCAUACGAGCGCGCCUGGACAACGGAAGCCACGCGUGCCCUGAUACACAUCCGCGGACCCAUGGAGGGCAGCUUCACGGAGGGCAGGCAGAAGCGGACAGCGCUGUGGCUGCACUGCACCCGGCAGCUGCAGCGACUGGGCUUCCGCUACAGCGCGGCCAAGGUGCAAAAGAAGUGGCACAACAUCCUCAUCACCUACAACAAGAAUCUGAACAAGAAGUACGUCUCGGGCUACGUGCACUGGGAGUUCUUCGAGGAGAUGUUCAAGUACUUGCAGGGCAAGAAGGCCGACUUCGACGUGCAGCUGCAGCCAGUCCAAAUGACGCCGCAGCAGCAACAGCAGCAGCAGCAGCAACAAGUGCAGGCACAACAGCAGCAACAGCAACAACAACAGCAACAGCAGCAGCAACAACAACAACAGCAGUCGAAGCCAGCAACGCCUCAGGAUGGACAGCCGUAUAUAACGCCGGUGGAUCAGGUGCUGUUGCAGCCGCAGGUGCAGCUGCAGCUCGAUAGCAAAUCGAAUGACGAGUUCGACGAGGACAGCAACAGCUUGUCGGAGGUGCGUCAGCCCAAGCUCGAGUACGAUGCCGAUCAAACGGGCAGCACCAGCAUUCCGGACCAGACGGAUAGCCAGGAGAUGGCAAUGGCUCCAACGGGCAAGCUCUACGAACAGUUGCCGCCGCCGCCCGCUCAGCAGGACGACAUCUGGUGGAAGGACUACUUCGAGCGCAAGCUGGACGUGGAGCGUGAGAAGAUGGAGCUGCAGCGUAGCUUGCAGCGCGAACAGCUGCAAAUCCAGAAGAUGUCCCUGGUCCAGCAGGAGCGCAUCGAGCGCAUGAAAAUCGAUGCCAUCAACAGUCUGACGGCCACGCUGCAGAAGCUCGUCGAGGCCAAGUGCCGCCGGGCCUAGAGGGAGAGUCGAGUGGAGUCGAGUCGAGUCACUAAGGCUGAAGCACUACAAAGCAGUAUUAAACUAAGUUCCAAUGCAUAUCCUGUCUACUUGAUGUUGAUGUGUAAUCCUUAUCUCUGUGUAAAUACAAUUUGGACAAUUCGACAGAUUU